AUGAUAGAUGAAAAAGAAACGAAUUCGAUCCGCUUGGAAAUUAUCAUGAGACCUCUGUCGAGCGGAAACCACGUCAGCGGCGCAGCCGAGCAAAAUGCCACUAUCAAAGAGUGGAUCUCCCGCAAGGACACACACGAGGUGGACCCAAUGCUCAGCGACUCCUGUCCCCUGCCGCAGGACGAUGCUGAGGCCGGACCGGCCGCAGACAACGCGCACUACCGCGUCACCGCAAGCAACUGCGUUUUAGCGGACUCUAAGCGUACUCGAUUCGCAUCUGGGAGGAGAUACUUCCCGGUUGCUGAUUGCGUGCGGAAGAACUUUAAGCCAUCCGGAAAGCGAUGGCGCUGAGCCCGGGGGGAGCAGAUUUGGUACGACAUUGUUAAUGCCGAAAGCGGUGCGGUGUUGUGCAAGAAUGCAGCCUACGGAUACCCAAAUCCAAGAACCCACGCGCACGUGCAAAACUGCGUUACUUUUGUGAAGGGAGUAAGCAUUUUCGACGUUGGAACAAGGAGGUGAAGUUGGGCCUCGCUUUGGGGAAGGCCGUACUCAUUUGUUGUGACGACGCAUAAAGGCAAGGAAAUUUUCCUGGCGUCUGAUUUUGAUAACUUCUGUUUCGAUGUUGAGUGCGAUUGUUUGGUGGCUGUCGGAUGCUGAAAAACAGAUGUCCCGGUAGUGAUAUGCCAGAAGCUGUGAGUUCAAAGAAAACACGAGAAAGCGAUGAAUGAAAUGUGAAAACGGGGAUGUGCGUCAAGCGCGGCGCUGCCUAGCAUUCCAUAUUACAGUCCCGGAAAAAUCAACACGUUGUUCCGUUUGCGUUACGAGGGGAAGGUAAAGGGUGAACCGAGACGAGCCGCAUAAUAAAUUGUGAUGUUUUCUUGGUGAGACGUGGGAUUUUACUUUUGGAGCGAGAAGCGUCUGUUUGACGCAGUGAGAUGGCGUAUUGCGUUUUCUCCAGAAGAUAUUGCUUCCGCAGUCUGAUGCGUUUCGUAGAAAAGUAUAUGCGCGCGCGUAUGACGAUAAAGCUUCGGCGUUGCUACAAAGAUGCGGCCUCGUCGGCGCGCGCGGUCGCCUGCAACAUUUCCGCAC
Molecule: messenger RNA, 1086 nt
Organism: Amoebophrya sp. A120
Lineage: Eukaryota; Dinophyceae; Syndiniales; Amoebophryaceae
Source: the annotation of a GenBank genome assembly